ACACUAUAAACGUAAAUGUGAGGGUAAAAAGUCUUUUUUUCAUGUUCAUCCUGACGAGUGAGCUAUGCCGGGCAAUAUAUAGAUUAAUUUGGUAAAAGCACAAGUGGGAACGUCCAACGCUUGUAUCAUACUUUCCCGUGGUCGCCAGGAUAUGAUUUUGGCCGAAAGCAAAGAUGCUAGUGAUUAUAUUCUUCAACACCAUUCUGCCAUCAUGAAGGAAUAAAGAGGGCAUCAAAAUAUGAUAACCAUGCAAUGCAAAGCCAUACAUGGAGCUGACGGAAUAAAUUCUGUUGUGAUCGGCAUUGGGCUGCUUAUUCCAUAAACUAUAUAUUCCUACAAAGUAAAGCAUUUCAUUAAAGUAGACCAUACAUGUUAAAACAUCACUAUCAUUGUACAAAAAUCCAGCAAAAAUAUCAUUUUCUCAUACCAUAAAUUGGCCAUUUUGCAACCCAUUUAUGAUACUGUGAAAAGAUGGGAGCAAGUUCGUCUCAAGAUGAGGCUCAACAAGUUACAGAAGAGCCAAAGAAAUCAGUGCCACACAGCUCAUCAUCUUCUGGCGUUAAUUCCAUGCCUAAUGAAACAACAGAAGUGACCCGUAACCAAGACGAAGAGCCCAGGAAGAGAGUCUCCGAGGGAUCUGCCAUUGAUUCUAAGGUUGGUAGGACGACAGCGCAAGUGAAACUACCCCAUAAUUACGAAGCCAUUAUCAAAGAUGCAGACUCGCCCAUUGACAAGUCCUCACCAGACAAGCUGUCCGAUCAGCUUCAAGCAGGAGUGUUCUUAACCCAGAAGAAAAAGAAGUAUUGGGUUGAUAGGAAGUCCAAUAGCAACUGUUUCAUGCUGUUUUCCAGAGAUCUCUCAAUCACUUGGUCUGAAGAUUAUAAAUAUUGGCGUUGGUAUAGUGAGAAAGAAACAAGUGAUGUGUUGGUUGAGGUUGCCGAACUGUUAAAUGUUUGCUGGCUAGAAAUUCAUGGAAAUUUUGAGGCAAGAAAUCUCUCACCAGGAGUUGAAUAUGAGGUCGUGUUUGUGAUGAUGUUGAAGGAUCCCGCUUAUGGUUGGGAAGUGGGUGUGAACCUUAGGCUAAUUCUUCCUGAUGGAAGCAUUCAGCAGCAUGAGGAAAAUUUGAUGGAAAAGCCAAGAGGAAGAUGGAUAGAAAUCCCAGCAGGGGAGUUUAGGACUUCACCAUCGCAUGACACCAUGGGAGACAUUCAAUUCUCUCUCUGUGAAUACAAAGGUGGCAAGUGGAAGAGAGGUUUAGUUGUCAAGGGUGCUGCCAUUCGCCCUAAAACCUAACUUUAGAUUUUGAGAAAAAUAAUUGUUCUUAUGUUAGUCUUGAAAACUAACAUACUCAUGUCCUUGGUAGCAUUAGGAUUAUUGGAAAUAAGUCGAAUGACAAUCGAACCAACUCCACUUUUUCUGCAAUAUCAGAUGUUUUGUUGCAUGUUUUAACUAUAUUACAUCUAUCUUGUUCUUAUCUGUUGUCACUAUACCAUACCAAGAAGACUAUUCCUAUGCAAACGUCUUACCGAUAACAACAUUAAAUCUAAUACUAUUUUCUUACCAUAUGUACUAAAAUGAAGGCACGACAUACCUGAUCUCAUCUAUAAUUAUGAGUUUAUAUAGCUUUCAUUGCAACAUUCUUCCUCAUGAUUCCCCCGUUUCGCUCUAAUAGCUUCAUGUUUCCAAGAACCUUAUGAUGUUGCCAUUUAGAGUUUCUAAUUUUAACUAUUUCUAGCAUAUCUCCUCCCCUUCUAUUCCCCACACUCUUUCUGGUCUGUUAGGUGCACAGAAGCCCAGCUUCUGUUACCAUUGCAAUGGAUGAUGUGGAUCAGGAAAGACAAGUUCUUUAAUCCCUGCAAAAUGGUUGAAACAAACAAUUCUUUAUCAGUUGGGACCUAAAUGGCAGUCUAAUUCAUGAAACAAAGUUCAUUAUCA
Diospyros lotus (date-plum) is the source of this 1935-nucleotide messenger RNA. Its product is annotated as lectin-like. The coding region runs from base 472 to 1293 and encodes 273 amino acids. Lineage: Eukaryota; Viridiplantae; Streptophyta; Magnoliopsida; Ericales; Ebenaceae. The transcript is spliced from 3 exons. The record is from RefSeq and is a predicted model, not a curated record.